UUCAGCAAAAUGAAACGUCAAAUCGUCAAAACUCAAAACAAUAUUACUAAUUUUGAUUUUUGAAAUACAUGUGUUUUCGUUUGUAUUCAGCGAACAUAAAAUAAAUUAUUCCUUUUCAAUUUAAUACCUCAUAUAUUCACUACAGUGCAAAAAUCAAUAACUUUCGAAACUAGUUCACAACAUUGUUAUUUUGGGUAUACUAUUUUUGUCCGCUCUACAUUUAGUGCAUUGAUAUAAUUUUGACAUCUAGGAAAAGAAUGAGUUCCUGCAGGUUUGAACCAAGCACGGCAUUAUUGUAAUGGUGAUAAUGUCGUGUGUUGGAAUGGGCGAUGUUGCAUUACGCGAGCGCCUGCCCGCCCUCUGGCGGCGGAUAGAGGACGCGCACUACAGCUACCUUGAGAUGGACGAUAGUCCUGAGAAGUUGCAGCAAAAGAAGAAACUACAGGGAUACAUAACAGAAUACCUGUCGCUCGUGCCACAUGAGUGUAAAUUUGGCCUCUCCGAGACUGGAAAGGUGUUCCAACGUACAAUCAAUGAAUUGCCCGAUUAUAGUGCAUACAGAGCUGGUAUAGGAUGGGCGGCUGUGGCUAGGUAUGCUGGAAAUCUACUCGCCCAACCUUGGAGGAAGGAGUAUAAGGUUAUACGGCUGUACUCGGGCUUCUACAAGCACGAGGUGGAAGCGAACCUGGCGGGCGCCGAGGUGCUGCUGCACGCGCUGGGCUACCGCGCGGCGGGCGCGGGCCGCCUCGCGCUGGACGGGCCCGCGUGCCCCGACACCGCCGCCGCGCUCUCGCGGGACGCGCUCGUGGCGCAGUGCGAGUGCCAGAUAAUGUCCCAAAUAUGGGAGGCCGUGUGGGGCAGUGGUGGUCGCGUCUCGUGGGGUGAGAUCGCGAGGGACCGGGCUUCUUUCCCGUCCGAUAUCAGUACCGCUGCAACGAGGCUUAUAGGAUAUGCAGAAGAAGCUGAAAUCUAUUCGAACAUUCCCACACAAUCAGAUCCACGACGAACGUUGGACAACAACUACUCUCUACAGUGUAAUUGUCCCGAAAUAGAGGAACCCAUACAACCCCUUAUCCAUCCUUACAUGAUGCAAAACAUGAUCCCGCAGAUGAUGUAUCCGCCGACCGACAUGUCCAUGCAAGUGCCGCAAUGUAACCCGGUCCCAAUUAUGGCCCCAUACAUGCCCUAUUACUACCCCGUACAGGCGCCAUACAUGAUACCGACACCGGUUUACGCGCCAAUAAAACACGCGACAAAUGUCCCGGUCAACGGGUACCCACCACAGUACAGGCUACCCGCAGUACCCUCAGUACCAACGGCACAACUGAUAGAACUGGACUACGAGAAGGACGUGGAGCGAAACGACAAGAGGCGGCACAGGCACGAGUCGAAGAAAAGCGCUUCCAAAACAACGUAUAGUGACGUAUCGUUACCGAGCUUUCCACGGUCGGACACACAACCGACAUUGAGUAAGGCGAAAGAGGACGGCAUGGGGACGUAUGAAAGCUGGGAUUACGUCUUCAGGAAUCUAUCUAGUAAGCAUCAAGAAGGAGAUAGUAGGAGUGGGUUUUCUCAGUCUCUAGAUAGAGAUUCAAGAACGCUAGAUAGAUUGGACAGAGAAGAGAAGAGAUCGAAAUACCAACCAACUACGCUUGAUUUAGAAGAUGGGUUACAAGCUUUGAAUCUCGACAGAUCGUACGACGAAGAAAUGUACCGCACUGCUAAAGUUAACGAGAAUCUAAUGAGGCUAAAACAAGAACAAGAGAAGAAGAGAGCGAAGAGACAGAUAGAAGAAAGGAGAGUCAAGAAGACGGAAUCGAUUGGAAAUCCAAAAGCUGAUGGUCUAGUCACACAGAAAGUCGCUCCAGACAAAGUGAAAUUACUAACGAAAAAGGAAAUUAAGGACAGAAAAGAGGUUAUAAAGCAGACUAACGGUCAAGUAAGCGAAGAGAAGAGAUUGAAAAAGAAGGAGAAAGAAGAAGUAAGGAAACCGGUGAAGGUGGUGGUCGCUGAAAUGGAUAGGUCCAAGAAACCGGUGGAAAAUGGAGUGCACAAGGCGCACAGCUCCAAAAGUGUACCUGGCUCUAGCAGCCAACCGUACGAUCUCAAAGCGCAACUUAUAGUGUCGCUAGACGAACCGGACUCGCGGAAACAGAACGGCGAACGCGUCACGCCGGACCGGCAAACGGAUCAAACGGAGCAAACGCAUCAAACAAGCCAAACGAGGAACAAGUGGCAAUGCGGCACGUGCACGUAUCUGAACAGGGACAGCUUGCAGGCGUGCGAAAUGUGCGGUAAGUCGAAAAGGGGCCCGGAAAUCGAGCCCUUGACCUCGGGCGGGAGGGAAUGCCCCGCGUGCACUUUGGUCAAUAAGCGGGAAGCGAGGGCCUGUGAUGCGUGCGGCACGAGUUUGGAACACUGUCCCACUUAUAUUUAAAUGAUCGAUGAUUUCGAGGAGUUGGGGGUAACUUUAAUUUUGAGGGUAGUUUGAUUUUUUCAUACUGUAUUCUUCUGUCAUAUGGAUUUAUGUGGCAGAACAAUAUGCUAUACUGGGCGAGAUAUUUGUUUGGUUUCAAUAUAUAAUUUGGCAAAUCUAUAUGAAUCCUAGGACAAAGUUCACUUAACUCCCCCAAUUUCUAAUUACCAUUUCGUCAAUAUUUAGUACAGGAGUUUCGUCAAACUCACAUUAACUAUUUUUAUUUAGGUAGUGAUUCCUUUUGUAACAGUUUCAGAUACCUCAAAAUCUCAUUUUCUUGUUGGGUAUUAAUAGAUAUCAUAAAUUAUUUUGUGUACAGGUCAAUUAAAUAUUUUAUCCUUGUAGGUCAUAUAUUUGAAGGCUAUAUUAUAUUGCUAUAUCCAUGCUAUUCAUAAUUGAUAUAUUAAAAUAUUUAUUCAAUUUGUUUUUCGUGGUCCGCAACACAAAUUACACCUUAUGCUCUGUUUUUAAAGUUUACUUUUAAAUAAUAUAGACAAAUUUAAUCGAUUUGUGUUAGAUUUUCUAUUCUACCUAGAUCUGUUUUGAUCCUAUAUGAGUCAAGACUUUAAAUGAUAAGGACUACCUUUUAAUAAAGGUCUAGUUUUUUAUUCAGUCAUAUCGAAAAAUAUAUAACUAAAUAACAAUUUUAUGGCUACGUUCUAAACUAAAUGAGACGCAAUUUCGAAAUGCAUUUUAUACUUAGAUCGUAGACCUAGCUGAACUUUAUUUUAACUUCUGUUUCGCUCAGACAAUAGGGAAUGUUAAUGAGCUAGAGUAGGACGGUGUUAUCGUGUAUUUAUUAGUAUUGCAUUCGAUUUUUAUGCGAGUUUUGAAUAAAUGUGUAUUGGGAAUGUUUCCAUAUUCAAAUCAAAUUUUUAUUUAUAAACAGUUGUGUCCAUUGUGUUUUUACUUUUUUUAAGAUUUUUUCUAUGCAGCUGACGAAGAGUGUUUUUUUUAUGGGAAUGUUAUAUUCAUUUUUUUCAUUGUUUUUAUCUAUGAAAUACUAUCGAACUUCUUAGAUGUUUAUAUGAACAUAAUAAUAUGUAUUAACACUACGCGGCAUUAUUUAAAAUUGAGGUUAUUUUUUCUGGGCGUCCUUUGUAUCAAAAAUGUAUCGAACAUUUAAGAUUUAUUUUCUUUUUGAGAUAUUUCAUCUUUAUUUAUUUUAAAAUAAAUAAGCUUUUGUAACAUAACUUUUCUUUACACAAAAAAGCUUUGGCGUAUGUAAUUUUGAUGGCUUCUUUUUAGAGAUAAUGGCGCCCAUGAGCUGGCGUUUGUAUUAUUAAUUUAUUAGUAAAAGUCAUGUUGCAUUUAUCAUAAUUGUGUUGAAUUUUUUUGUUGAAUUGUCAAAAAACUGAAAUAUGUAUUUACUAAUUAUGAUUAAAGUUUACGAUACGAAGUCGAAAUGUUAUAAAUAGGUAUUAUAUUUUGAAUCAAAAUUUUAUGGUGUUUAUUGGUUAAAAAUAUAUUUUUAUGUAUGUAUGAUCCCUUCGUUAGAUAUUAAUUUUGUUGUUCAAUCAAAGUGUUUAUUGUUAUUUAUUGUAUAAAUUAUUUUAACUCGCUUGUGACAGGGUAAUGACUGUUUAGGAUAUGUAGUGAUAUGUGGAUGGUAACAACGUUUUUUAUUGGUUCUUAGUCUAUUUUUUAACCGAUUUAAAAAAAAGGAGGUUUUCAAUCGACUGUAUUUUCUUUGGCUUAUUACCUGGCUUGUGCUGAUUGUGACGAUUCUUUUUUUAUUUGAAAGGUGUUCCUGUAAAGGUGUUCCCGUUUAAGUGAAAGUGCUUCCCGUGUGAUUUCAUUUCAUUUGGUCCAAUCCUGACAAUUUCUUUUCUUCUGCUUUAUUAAUAUUUAAAUUUUUAUUUUUUUAUUUUAAAUUUUUUUUUAUUGUAUUAGUCUGUCUGUCUGAAAUUUGAGCUCUGUCUCUCCCUUAUGUACUAGAAAUUGGCGGAGUCCCUAUUUAUUGGGUGGAUCCAUUAAUUAAGAGAAGAAGAAGAAAGGUCUAAAAGAUCUAUAGUUAAUCUUAUGUAAUCGUCUUUUUUAUUUAAAAUAAUACGAUUAAUAAGCGAAAAUUGGUAUCCGUUUUUUCUUUAAUGCGUUGUUGCCAUCUGAGUUUGUAUUUCAAAAUUAAAAUCUCUUACUAAUAAAAUUGGAACGAUUUGUAUUCUGUCUCCCUGAGAACGAAAGAGACAAAACACAUAUCGUAUCACAGAUUAGAAAUGUUAGUAAGGCCCUAAUAAUAGUGUUCGUUUAUCGCCUUCUAAAAUGCUUUAAUGUUAGAAUAGUUUUGCCUUUUAUUUUAAAACGUGUAUAAACAUAUUGAUCUGUAAAUAAUGUUAGUGUAAAUAUUAGAUA
Molecule: messenger RNA, 4828 nt
Organism: Zerene cesonia (dogface butterfly)
Lineage: Eukaryota; Metazoa; Arthropoda; Insecta; Lepidoptera; Pieridae
Gene: tamo
Exons: 7
Coding region: 299-2437 (712 amino acids)
Cellular component (GO): cytoplasm
Source: RefSeq, a predicted model, not a curated record